This is a messenger RNA of Epithele typhae, 906 nucleotides long. RefSeq lists its product as uncharacterized. The transcript is spliced from 3 exons. Bases 1 to 906 code for a protein of 301 amino acids. The record is from RefSeq and is a predicted model, not a curated record. Lineage: Eukaryota; Fungi; Basidiomycota; Agaricomycetes; Polyporales; Epitheliaceae.
AUGUCUUUCCAUAUAGUCCAGGACGUCGACCAGAGACCGAAAAGAAAAGGAACUCUUCACAGCGACACCCUCCUCCCCAACUCCGCCUCCCGCCCCCGCGACACCUCCUCGUGCUCAAGCACGCUAUCCACGCUCGCGCUCCCCGGCGCGCCCAGCGCCCUCCGCAUCUUCCUCCCUCUCUUCGACCGGUACGCCUUCGCCGCCAGCUCCGGCCCCGCCGCGACCACCUUCCCCGUGCCCUCGAGGAGCUUCCCCGCGGUAUACAGCAUCGCCAACAUCCCCGCGGCCAGCGCCCCCGCGAUCACGACCGGCGGCGCGACGGCCGCGACCACGCCCGUGCCCACCGCGCGCGCGAUCCUGGCCCCGCCCGAGCGGCUCUUCGUGGUCCCCUUGCUCUUCUGCUCUUCUUGGUGCUCCUUCUGCAGCCGCCGCGCCGGUUCGGAGCCGACGGCGGUGCUCGACUCCGGGGACCCGGAGCGCGUCGAGGUCGGGCUCGACGACGCCGACGCCGAGCUCGCCUCGGAGUGCCAGCGGCGCGCGGGCAGCGUCAGCGGGGUAGUCGUGCCGGUGGGGGGCGUGGGAGACCGGCCGGUAUCGUACGUGAGGUGGAAGGCGGAGGAGGACGAGGCGUACGCGCUCGCGAGCUCGUCCGCCGCGCCGUACGGCACGGGCGGGAGCGGCGUGUCCACGGGCGCGGUGGGCGCGGAGGCGGAGUACGCGGGGGGCGGGACGCGCGCGGACGUGGAGGGCGGGACGUCCGUGGACUUCGAGGCCGGGGUGCGCUCGGGGAGCGGGAGCUUUUCGUUGUUUAUGCCGAUGCCUGAGAUCAUCGUGGUUGUUGGCGUAGGGGGGUGGGUCACAGAGGACGGGUGGUGGAAGUGGGGUCUGGAGGACGGCGCGAGGUGA